AUGAUUCCGUCUUCCAGUCAAGCUGAGGGCUUGUCAAGCGUGUCUUCCAGACUAGACUGCGUUGAGCAAAACAACAACCAGAAUCUGCCCAAUAAGCGCCGCCGCAGGCUUUCCGAUGACCAAUACAUUCACCCUGGACCAAGCCCAUCAGGCCAGAACAAGUUUCCGACAACAUCGAGCAGCAGAAUAAUUGAAGGCUCACUUGGAAGCAACCAAAAUGCUCCCGGGAUCAAGAUAAUCUUCCCUCAACAUACCGAAGAAACAUUCGGAAAAUACACUCAGGACCAGGGCCUAGCUGUUGUGCCCAUGCACCGAGAAUUUUCGCAUGGUGACGCCCGGUUCACGCACAUUGGGGAAUUAGGUCGCGGCAGUUCUAGUACCGUUGACAAAGUCGAGCCAAGUGGUGGCAUAUUUCUUCCCGGCAAAAUCUACGCACGGAAAGCGUUCACCAUAAGGCGCCGUCAGUCCACAUCCCACGAACUCGCCCUGCUCGAUAUGGCACGAACACUUCUACACCCGAACAUUCUCACGACAAUCAUGACUUACGAGGAGGAGGGUGACGCCCACAGCUCACAGUACGGCAUAAUUUUGAAUCCAGUGGCUGAUUGCACGCUUCGAGCCUUCUUAGAAAGGGAAGAUGGGGCCAGCGACAUUGGGGAAGCCGCUGCAAAACGCGUGGCAAAGUGGCUGGGCUGCUUGGGAAGCGGAUUAAGCUAUCUGCAUGCCAAAAACCUAAUUCAUAGACGAAUUUCGCCAUCAAGCAUUCUGAUAAGAGGGGAAGAAAUAUUUUUUGCCGAAUUUGCCAUCUCAAAUCACUUUAGAGCAACAGAAAGAUUGGUUGAGGACUCUUCGAGGGCAAAUGCGAUCUGGGAGGUGUACCAGGCGCCAGAAGCCCAGACACAGCAGCUGUUGGGCACGAAAGCUGAUAUAUUCUCCUUAGGAUGCGUUUUCAUUGAGCUACUAACAUCCGCCUCUACGAUGCCGCUCAAGACCCUCCAGGAUUCGAUCCGACAACAACCUUUCCCAACUUACCGCCACUGGAUCACAAAAACUCUGGACUGGCUUGCUCAAAUUCAGAGCCAGCUCACACUCCCCACUCUCCGUCGCUUCAGCCCAUACUGCGAGAAUAUGCUCAAAUUGAAUCCAAGUACCCGCCCGUCUGCUUUCGCAGUCACAAGGUUCUUAUUCGAUUCCAACCCGAAGCUUUCAGAAGGGUUUGAAGCGACGAAAUCAGUCUGCGACUGCCUUUUACCUUGGCUGGGCAAGUCUGACGAACAGUGUAGAGUAUUGAUGUGUGUAUCCCUUGGUCUCGAGAAAGCAAUGUUUAACAUUUCCUUAGCUCACUACCGGGAACAAGCCGCAGCGCCCUGGGUCCAGAUGCAUUGCCGCCGCCGGGCCGAUACCAGUUACCUACGGACUCGUACGUCUUCCCCCAUCCAGUAG
Molecule: messenger RNA, 1443 nt
Organism: Exophiala bonariae
Lineage: Eukaryota; Fungi; Ascomycota; Eurotiomycetes; Chaetothyriales; Herpotrichiellaceae
Exons: 1
Coding region: 1-1443 (480 amino acids)
Biological process (GO): chromosome segregation; protein phosphorylation
Cellular component (GO): cytoplasm; nucleus; mitotic spindle pole body
Molecular function (GO): protein serine/threonine kinase activity; ATP binding
Source: RefSeq, a predicted model, not a curated record